Molecule: messenger RNA, 2143 nt
Organism: Balaenoptera acutorostrata (minke whale)
Lineage: Eukaryota; Metazoa; Chordata; Mammalia; Artiodactyla; Balaenopteridae
Gene: TRIM35
Product: tripartite motif containing 35
Exons: 6
Coding region: 228-1709 (493 amino acids)
Biological process (GO): innate immune response; positive regulation of apoptotic process
Molecular function (GO): zinc ion binding; protein binding
Source: RefSeq, a predicted model, not a curated record
ACUGCGGAGCAUACCGGGCCCACCCCGCUCUUCCGGGGUUUCCCGAGCCGACCGGAACUGGGGCGGAGCCUCCCGAGCGCGCCCAGCGCGAUUGGUCGGCACCGCAGUCGCUCAGUGCUCCGAGUGGAAGGGGCUGACCGCCGGCCUCCGCAGGGUCGCGGGAGCCGCGCGGCGGAUGGGAGGGGCCGGAGCGAAAGUUGCGGGCGCGGGAUCCGGGAUCCGGGGCAAUGGAGCCGGGCCCCGCCUUGUCACCCGGGCCUUCCCGCUCCUUCAAGGAGGAGCUGCUCUGCGCCGUCUGCUACGACCCCUUCCGUGACGCCGUGACUCUGCGCUGCGGCCACAACUUCUGCCGCGGGUGCGUGACCCGCUGCUGGGAGGUGCAGGUGGCACCAACCUGCCCGGUGUGCAAGGACCGCGCGGCCCCCGCCGACCUGCGCACCAACCACACCCUCAAUAACCUCGUGGAGAAGCUGCUGCGCGAGGAGGCCGAGGGCGCGCGCUGGACCGGCCACCGCUCUCCGCGCCUCUGCCGCCUGCACCGCGGCCAGUUCAACCUCUUCUGUCUCGACGACAAAGAGCUGCUGUGCUGCUCGUGCCAGGCCGACCCCCGGCACCAGGGGCACCGCGUGCAGCCGGUGAAGGACACUGCCCACGACUUUCGGGCCAAGUGCAGGAACAUGGAACACGCGCUGCGGGAGAAAGCCAAGGCCUUCUGGGCCAUGCGGCGCUCCUACGAGGCCAUCGCCAAGCACAAUCAGGUGGAGGCUGCCUGGCUGGAAGGGCGAAUCCGGCAGGAGUUUGACAAGCUUCGAGAGUUCUUGAGAGUGGAGGAGCAGGCCAUCCUGGAUGCCAUGGCUGAGGAGGCCAGGCAGAAGCAGCUUCUGGCCGAGGAGAAGAUGAAGCGGCUGGCGGAAGACACGGAGGCCCUGGCCCAUGAGAUUGAGCGGCUGCAGAUGGAGAUGAAGGAGGAUGACGUCUCCUUUCUCAUGAAGCACAAGAGCCGAAAACGCCGCCUCUUCUGCACGAUGGAGCCGGAACCUGUCCAGCCUGGUAUGCUCAUCGACGUUUGCAAGUACCUGGACUCCCUGCAGUACCGAGUCUGGAGGAAGAUGCUCGUGUGUGUCGAAUCUGUGCCUUUCAGCUUUGAUCCCAACACUGCGGCUGGCUGGCUCUCCGUGUCAGACGACCUCACCAGUGUCACCAACCACGGCUACCGGGUCCAGGUAGAGAAUCCGGAGCGCUUCUCGUCGGCGCCCUGCCUGCUGGGCUCCUGCAUCUUGUCGCAGGGCUCGCAUGCCUGGGAGGUGGACCUGGGUGCACUGCCAAGCUGGCGCGUGGGCGUGGUGCGGACACGUCAGGACGCGGGCGCCGAGGGCCACUCGCACAGCUGCUACCACGACACGCGCUCGGGCUUCUGGUACGUGUGCCGCACGCAGGGCGUGGACGGCGACCACUGCGUGACCUCGGACCCCGCCACAUCGCCCCUGGUCCCGGCCAUCCCGCGCCGCCUGCGCGUGGAGUUGGAGUGCGAGGAGGGUGAGCUGUCCUUCUACGACGCGGAGCGCCACUGCCACCUGUACACCUUCCACGCCCGCUUCGGGGAGGUGCGGCCCUACUUCUACCUGGGCGGCUCGCGGGGGGACGGGCCCCCCGAGCCGCUGCGCAUCUGCCCCCUGCGCAUCACCGUCAAGGAGGAGCUGGAUGGCUGAAGCCCGCCCUGCCGGAUGCCGCCGGGUCUCGCGCCCCGGUCCCGUUUUCUUUCUGUCUCUUCCCAAAGGCACACUCGCCUUGGUACCUCUCUGCCUCCCGCCUUCUUGCCAGGAUCUUCCUACUGGCCAUCCUUGUCCUUUAAUGUGGCUUCAGGCCAUGUGCCUCCUCCCUCAGUUUUGGUCCCUUCUCUACCCACCUUUGAAAGUCAUCCAGGAGACAUCUCCCUGAUUAGGCUUUUUCCAAAGUUGUGGCAUCCUCUGGAUGUGAAUUUUCUGAUUCACAUUCUAAGAUUGCAGGGGAUAAUGUUUGCUUCUAGAAUGGGUCUGUUUAAAAAUGUAAGUUUCAUCAUUUUCCAAGAGUGGUGAGGCCAGCAGACUGGAAGAGGACGGCUGUUGACAAGAGUUUGUUACUCACUGUCCCCAGGAGGAGGGGC